This is a messenger RNA of Acipenser ruthenus (sterlet), 4384 nucleotides long. RefSeq names its product heparan sulfate glucosamine 3-O-sulfotransferase 5. The record is from RefSeq and is a predicted model, not a curated record. The transcript is spliced from 3 exons. The coding region runs from base 578 to 1615 and encodes 345 amino acids. Lineage: Eukaryota; Metazoa; Chordata; Actinopteri; Acipenseriformes; Acipenseridae. Gene Ontology annotation, molecular function: [heparan sulfate]-glucosamine 3-sulfotransferase activity.
CCCGAGCAGCAGGCGCACACCGCACUGCCAAAAGUCUGCAUUAGCGGCUCCAAACGCAAGCUCCGAGAGACAUAUGCACUGCUCAGUGGGAGUGCAGCAAGUUGUAAGACUGUGUGUGUUAGAGGUUUUAAUGUUAAGAGAAAAAAACAUUAUUUGCCAGAGACCGACAUAUCGGCUAAACGCCUCUAUUUUAUUCGCUAGCUCUCUCAAUUACAAACAACCACUGCACCGUCUGCGUUAAGUAAAAAGCGUUACCUGGCAUGCGAACACAAUUUACAAGGAGAUAAACUGUUUACUGGCUUAAGAACAUUCUAGUCAGAGGUAGCCGGAAAAAGGAGAGUAUUUUUGAGAAACACAAGGGGGGCUAUAUCAUCAGUGACGCUCGUUUACAGAGCGCGUCUGAGUGCGUGUGUGUAAGCACCUGGUACCAGUCUCUAUAGUAUAGGGAUAAGAAAAAAACAAUUCUGAACUCUGUCUCCCUUCUGUUAUUGUGCAUAGAGCCUGCAAGAGGAGAGCUUUCUCCUGUGGAGGAUGCCUAACAGGCUGAAGACGCAGUCCUGAAGAUUGAUGGAGGGCCAUGCUAUUCAAACAGCAGGCGUUGCUGAGACAGAAGCUCUUUGUGCUAGGCAGCCUUGCUAUUGGAAGUCUCCUGUAUCUAGUUGCCAGAGUUGGGAGCUUGGAUAGGCUCCAGCCUAUUUGCCCCAUAGAAGGUCGGUCAGGCUCCCACAUCUCUGAGCAAAUCCCCCUGCGCACCCUACAGUUCCAGCGUGGCCUGCUGCACGAGCUUAGGAAAGGCAACGCCAUGAUGGAACAGAUUCGACUUCACAACCUGGUCCAGCAGCUCCCACAGGCGAUCAUCAUUGGAGUGCGGAAAGGGGGCACCAGAGCCCUGCUGGAGAUGCUGAACCUGCACCCAGCUGUGGUCAAAGCCUCCCAGGAGGUCCACUUCUUUGAUAACGACCCCAACUACGCCAAGGGCAUCGAAUGGUACAAAGGGAAGAUGCCCUUUUCUCACCCGCAUCAAAUCACCAUAGAGAAAAGCCCUGCCUACUUCAUCACUGAGGAAGUCCCAGAACGAAUCUUUAAAAUGAACUCAUCUAUCAAACUGCUUCUUAUCGUGAGGGAGCCCACGACCAGAGCCGUUUCUGAUUACACACAAGUGCUGGAGGGCAAGGAAAGGAAGAAUAAGACCUACUACAAAUUUGAGAAGUUAGCCAUCGACCCCAACACCUGUGAGGUCAACACGAAGUACAAGGCGGUGCGCACCAGCAUUUACACAAAACAUUUAGAGAAGUGGCUCAAAUACUUUCCCGUCGAACAGUUUCAUGUCGUGGACGGAGACAGGCUCAUAACGGAUCCCUUGCCAGAGCUUCAGCUUGUGGAGCAAUUCUUAAAUCUCCCCCCAAGGAUUAGUCAGUUUAACUUGUACUUCAAUGCCACCAGAGGGUUUUACUGCUUGCGAUUUAACAUUGUCUUUAACAAGUGCCUGGCAGGUAGCAAAGGGCGAAUACACCCAGACGUGGAUCCCUCUGUUGUUACCAAACUGCGCAAGUUUUUUCACCCUUUUAAUCAGAAGUUUUACCAGAUCAUUGGAAGAACAUUUAACUGGCCAUGAAGCUAAAUGUUUACAACAAUGACGCUGGACUAUCAGAUCUUUAAAAAAAAAUGUCUGUUGCAAACUACAAAAAAGCACUUUUAUUAUUAAAAUAAAGACAAGCAAAUUAUGAUGCGACCAAAUAUGAAAUGGGAUCAAUGUUUGUUUUAUUUAUUUAUUUAUAAAAUAUAUUGGCAGUUUAAAUGUCUAAAUUCAUUAAUAUUUUAAGUGACCAUUCUAACCAUAUAACACAUAUUUACUGUUUAAAAUGACAGAUUUGUAGAUUUCCAUUUGUGUCUGUACGUGAUUGUAAUCUAUGUCUUUAAGAACACUUAAGUGUUUAUUUUGUAAAAGAAAACAUCAGCCCAGAUUUUCAACAUUUGCAAUUUGUAGCAGAAGAUAGAUAAUGUUGCUCAUACAACAUUUUGAAAAAUACAUUACCCUCUAAAAACAAACAAAAAAUAUUUGAUCUGCACAAAAUAAAGUGUCUUUGUACUAAGACUCAAACACAAUUUUGCUUCAGGGCAAAUAUAGGGCUGUAGACAAUUCUGCAGGUUUUUUUGUUGUUGAGAAAAAGCCAUGUUAAAUAGCAAGUCACCGUUGCUAUUUUUAAAAUCAUUCUGACGUGGGCUGUUUGAUAGUAAAAUGCAUGACAGAACGUUGAGACAUGAGCUAAGCUCCACUGGGGGGAGGGGGAGGGGGAGGGGGAGGGGAGGGGGAGGGGAGGGGAGGGGGUACGACGGACAGUACUGGGGACAAUAUAGAUGUAUUCAUCUACCUUCUUUUUAUUUUAUUUAGUUUUAACUUAGUCCUUUAUUUUGCCUUUCAUAGUAUUUUAUAGUAUUAUGUCUCUUAUUUCAAUCUAUUCCACACAAGGAACUGUUUACACGAAUACUGCUUAUCUGAAACUGUAUGUCAUAAGGAGCAAUCAGCAAUAAUUAUUAACACCUGGCAUCAUAAAUAACAAACAUUCACCCAUCACUUGUAAAUCGUAAUACAUUGUGUGGCAAUGACACUAAGCUUGGUUGCUAAAGCAUUUUUACUGCUUAUUUCUAGCAUGUGCAGAAACACUGUAUCAUGGCCAGCUAUUGCAACUAGUUUGUUUUGUUGGUAACUGGCAUUCACAGCAAGACCAGGAAGUCAAAUUGAACUUUUUGACAUAUUAAAACAAUACAUUUUUAAAGUUAAAAAAAAAAAAACACAAAACGAUAUGAUAAAAUCUUGUGUUUUAGCUCCAUUCAAGCUUUCAUAAAUACAUCUAUGGGCUGUUGUUUAAAGAAACGUUGAACAUUUUUAUUUUCAGGCAUCCAGGUUUUAUUCAGACAAACACAAAAUUGCAGUGACAGGUGGCCGCCGCUAGGCUACCAGCAAGGAUAGCCCUAGUGCAGGAGGACAUACAUAGACAUGUUGUAAUCAAAAAUAAUAACUCAAACAAUGCAAAACUAAACACAGUGGGAAAACAGCUAAAAACAAGUUUGCCAAACACUGGUUUAGCGCUGCUCCAGAUCCUACUCCCUGACACACUAAAGCAGAAUCCCCUAAAUGAAUCCCUACACAGUUCACUCACGCUGGCUCUCCACACAGUUGUGAGGCUGCAAGUUUGCUGGAACUAGAACAAAAAAAUAAAAAUAAAAAGUCUUUCCAGCUCCUUUUUUAUACCAUGUGGCUGGGCUUAAUUGAUUAGUCAAUUAAGAUCCAGCCACAUUCCACACAUGGAUUUGGCAGAGAUAGGUUUAACCCCAUCCCUGCCAAACUUAAAUUCACAACUUAUCUAGUACACACUUAAUUUCAAUAUUUUGAAACUUUACAUAUACACAACAAUACAUUAUUUACAUGUGCAGGGCUUUUGCCCUGCCACAAGGCCUGUAUGAGUAUGCAACUUAUUGAUAAGUAUUUUGGCAAACGUGAAGAGCAUCAAAAUAAACUUAUCACUAUUAUAACACAUUUAUUUUCGAAAAAAAUAAGGUAUAUAAAUGAUGGACAUUGACAAAAUGUUUGGUUCUUUUUAAUCACUCGAUCAUUCAUCCUUGACCAUGACAUGCUUGAGUGACUAUGACUGAAGCAUAUGCACUUAAUCACCUAAUUAGUGAGAGAGUUGAUUGGACACAGGAUAUGGAGUGAUUUCAGCUGUUGAAUUGUAAGCUUGAAUAAAAGCAAUAAAGAAAAUCACAGAAAAAAAAACAAUAUGCCAUGUCGGUCAAGAGAGCAGCGCCUUCAUGCAAUCAGCAUGUUGGAGGCUGGACCAGGGCAGCGCACUGUGGAUCGCCGUCUUGGGUGCUCACAGCCAGCAAUUUCAAACCUGGCGAGACGGUAUAACCAGACACACUCUGUCAAUGACAGACCACAAACUGGGAGACCAAGAGUCACAACAUCUGCCCAAAAUCGACAGAUCAUUUUGCAGCAUCUUUGUGAUGUCAAUUGUUAAUCAGCACAAUAAAAAGUCACUGCUAGUGAAUUUUAUCCAAAUAUAAGUGAUAUGUUUCUUUUGAUGCUCAAAUAUAAGUGAUACGUUUCUUUUGAUGCUCAAAUAUACAUGAUACGUUUCUUUUGAUGCUCAGUAUAUGUUUAUAUCAAAAAGAACAAGUCCAUGCAUUUUUUUAUACCAACAUUACUGAUUUAAUUGUUUCAACACUUAUUUGUGAACUAAAUUGUAUGUAUAAUGUGGUUUAAAUAUUCUUCAUUUCUGUGCAAAGAAGUCAUUUCAAGAAUAUGGAAACGGAAACUACAGAAACUAACGCGCACCCACACAUUUAUCAUCAAUGUUAAUUAUAAAUGUAUUUAUCAAACCUG